UACACCGACUGUAAUGGAUGUUUUUAAAUCCCCCACUCAACUCUCUAAAUCAGAAAAGUACGCCUGAGAUUUUCGUCUAUCAUUCUUGUUAUUAUCUAAAGCGAAAAAGGUUUAGUGUAAAUGUUAUUAGUAUUCUCUGUCGACACAAACCUGAAGGCAGACCUGACCAGUAAACAGCGAGGGAUGUGAUAGUCACCGGAUCGUGAAUCAGACACCAAAUGGUACAAAUUGAACACAAUCAUGAACAACGUCACCGGAGCAGAAGGACGCGAGAUGUAGACUCCAUCGAAAUCACGGAUAUAUAUGAUGAUGUGAACUAACGAGCGAAAAAGAUAUUUACAUUAUAGUAAGCAUAAUUGGGAAUAGGUGUUUCAGACAAGUGCAUGGACAUGGUUUAUAGUGACCAUCACUAAGAAUCCAGGACCUCCAGUAGCAGCAGGGUACCUGUCCAGGAGUGGGGUUGAGAAGUGCACUAGCAACAAGGAUAGAUUGUUUGGACUCAUUCAUCGUACCGCACAUUGAUACCUAAAAUAUGGCGACAAUGGAGGGAGAACAAUACGAUACAGACCUUGACCGGGAAGACAGUGAUCUAUCCAUUAUGGCCGACGUGAAGUUACCUCCCUUGCCCUCAUCCCCAUCAAAAACAUUUUCACGUAAACAAACAGCAUUGUCAAUGGCAUCACCGAACAGUAAAGACGGCGAUAAGGACGAUUUUGUAGCAGCCACGCCUAAGCCGGAAGCUCCUAGUCCUCGCCUGGAAUCCCGGAACCUCUCUCGGGCGUCCUUCAGAGCUCCACACAGAAAGAGGAAAACAAAGUUUACAUUUGAAAAUAAAACAACUUUUGAUCCCGAUGAACCGUUCGAUUUUGACGAAGAUGAUGAAGCAGAUACCCCGAAAACGGAGAGAUAUGCUACACAGAUCGAACAAUCUCGGGCACUUUACCGGAAGUCGUGUAAACGAGUGGGGUUGAUUCCUAUCAAAAAAGUCCUACAGCAGUUUGGCCAGGCGGUCUUCUCUAUAGAGGAUCUUCAGUUGUCGGCACGUGAGCUCAAAAUGAUUUUCGUCAGUAUUGCGAACAGCGUCGAUAUAUUGGAACUCGAUCUGUCCGGAAACAAACUCGGAGUGAGAGAGGUCAACUACGUGUGUCAGAUAAUGAAAGCAAACAAGCAUCUAAGUGUCUUAAUAAUGAGAAAAUGCAACCUUCAUGGUCCACCGAUGAAGAAUCUGGCCGAAUUUCUGUCAAAGACAAAUACAUUAAGGAAAUUGGAUAUUGGAGACAAUGACUUAGAUGAUAACGACGCCCCGCACGUUGCAAAAAUAAUCGAGAAAAACGAGAGUAUUGGUGAUAUGAUUCUAUCACAAAACAAGUUUGGAGAGAGCGCCAUCUUGAUCGGGCAUGCAAUAAAAGAAAACGAGAUUAUGCUCAGUCUCGAUCUGAGUUGGAACCACAUACGAGGAUACGGUGCAAUAGGAGUUGCUCAGGGACUGGAGAAAAACGUGAAGUUGACGACGGUUAACUUAGCAUGGAAUGGUUUUGGUUUCGAGGGUUGUAUUGCCAUAUCUCGUGUGCUAGAGAACAACUCAAGUUUGAUGAGCAUUGAUCUGGCGAAUAAUCGUGUACACCCACCCGCUUUGUUUGAACUCAUAAAAGGACUGGAGAAAAACAAGACACUGGCAUCCUUAAGGUUAGCACACAAUCCCAUUACCGCACCAAUGACGUCAAUUUUACUCAAUCGAAUACAGUAUGCCAAGGAGAGCAACCUGAAAGAACUGGAUAUCGAGGGAGUGGUUGUCGACAAAGACUUCCAGCCAAUACUCGAGGAAAUCCAGAAGAGCAGGAUGUUUAUAGUACGGUACGACAUGGCACUACCUCUAAACAAGGCCAAGGUCUUCAAGGCAGACCCUAAAAACAUUUUCAACAUUGACCCAGUCAGGAUUUUGUUCUUCAUGAAGGAACACCUUCGUACCAUCGACCUUUUCCUGAAGAUAGACAAGGACUCAGAUAAUUCACUGACAAGAGAGGAGAUGCAAUUUGCUUUUGAGUUGGAAGGCUACCCCAUCAGUAGUGCGGCGUUAGACUCUGUGAUGGGUUACCUAGACACUAACAAGGACGGCACUGUAGAUCUGCUUCUUCAACAGAUGGCUGCUGCAGUGUCGAGCCCUAGUUAACUAAAUGUACAGUAGUAAAUCUGGAGAGUUUAUUGAAGGUGAACGUAGACUAAAACGAAAGAUCAUCAAGGAACGAGAAGAAGCUCGAGCUGAUGCCCUCCGCGAUCCUAAUACAAAAAUCAAAGGGGACAAAAAACAGUUUUCACAAGCAUUUGGAACCCCUAAAGAGGUACGGAGUCCCCUUCUAAAGAAGGCUGGAUGACGUGCACUAGCGGAUAAUAAAUUUAAGAGAAAGUUGUAAUUAAUACGUAAUAUUACUAGUGCUAUAUGGAUAUCUCUGAACGUUUAUCUUCACUGAUGUGAUUAUCAGACACAUGAAGAAGUUAUUCAAGACUAAGAUUUAUAAUAAUUAAUCAGAUAUAAUGUAAAUAAUACAGUUUCAAAAUAUUAUCAUUGUCAACCUGUCUGGUUUGCUAUAAAAAUAAAUAUACAUUUUGUCAGUUUA
This is a messenger RNA of Pecten maximus, 2615 nucleotides long. Its product is annotated as leucine-rich repeat-containing protein 74B-like. Gene Ontology annotation, molecular function: calcium ion binding; small GTPase binding; GTPase activator activity. Bases 533 to 2170 code for a protein of 545 amino acids. Gene Ontology annotation, biological process: activation of GTPase activity; nucleocytoplasmic transport. Gene Ontology annotation, cellular component: nucleus; cytosol; perinuclear region of cytoplasm. Lineage: Eukaryota; Metazoa; Mollusca; Bivalvia; Pectinida; Pectinidae. The transcript is spliced from 14 exons. The record is from RefSeq and is a predicted model, not a curated record.